GGAGGUAGUAGGAGGGAUAAGGGGUGGUAUUACUUCACCCCGAGGGUAGCCAAUAGGGAGAGUAGAGGGGAUGCCGAGGUGAGGGAGCUAGCCUCCUGGAAGGCUAAAAGGGCCAACCAGAAUAGGUUUAGUUUGAAUGAGGAUGAGGAGGAAGAAGUGAGGAAGUUGGUGAAGAAGAUGGGGGAUUUACUAAACAUAAUGGACCUCACCAGCGCACAAUGCAUAGAAGCUGCUGAGCUCUAUGGACCAAGCGCUUUGAGUGAAGCUGAAAUGGACAAGUUUUUAAACACUGCUGGAGGAGCGGCCAUCCCCAAGAAGCCAAGGAAGAAGUCAAAGACUUCAACCAAGCAAAUGGAUGAGGAGAGGGCAAGGAAGGAGGUAGUGCCCACGACUUUAGCUAAGGUAGAGGAGGAGGUGCCACAGUUGAAGAGGAAGGGGUGGGAGGAGAGGAAGGCACUGCAGAAGAAGCAGAAAGUGGUGGAGGAGGAGAGGAGGGAAGAGGUACCACAGUUUGUACCUCAGUCUCCUCCUGUUGAGUUGAACCCUGAGCUCAAACAGUUGGAGGAGGGGGCUGAGGUACGAGCUCCUGGUAAGGGAAAGGGGCCUGUUCCCCGGCUAGGGCCUCAGAGUAGCCUGUUCGAGGAGAAGAACAUGACGGGGGUUAGGUGGUUCAUCAAUAGCACCUUCCUCGAAGUGGACAGAUGCAACGCGCGGGAGGAAGCUCUGAGGUAUGGUGGAGCGUCCGUUGUGAAGCACGUUCUAGAGAGCGCGAGCUGGGUGAAUGGACUAGCCCAGGAAUUCAGGGAGAGCCUGAAGGAGCGCUCACUCUUGCAGAGGCAGUGUGACCAGCUGCAGAAGGAGAAGGAGGAGGUGGAGAAGAGAAACAAAGAACUGCAAGAGUCGCUGAACGAGGUGGUUCCUACUGUGAAGCAGUUGGAGCAAGAGAGGGCUUCCCUGAGCACCAAGCUCGAGAAUGUGCAGACCUUGGUGCAUAAUGGAAUGAAGGAGCACAUCAGCAACUUCAUCAACUCCAGCUCGUUUGACAACAUCGUCAACUUAUAUUGGCUGCCCACCGCCAUCAUUGCAUUCACGGACUGCAGGAAGAAGGUGAAGGCAGAAUAUCCCGAAGUGGAUAUUACGAAGAUCACCUUCGGAGAGCAAGAAGAAGGACUGGAGGAAGACGGUGAGAGCAUGUCAGCAGACUUCCGUCCUCAGAUCAACCUGAGGUGGGAGCAUGAUGCAAACGGACGUGCUGUAUUCCCUCCCCAGUUCGACUUCAAGUUUAUUGCAGUGGAAGAAGAAGGGGCAGAGGUAAAGGGAGACGAGGUGGAGGCAGGAGUGGAGGGAGCUGAAGUGGAUGAGAGCGAACCAGUUCCAGAAGUGGAGAUUCAUCCAGUUCCCUCCGACGAUGAACAGCCUCCUCUGCCAGACGAGCAGCAGCCAACACAGCCACCUCCUCCAGCUGAGUAGGAGCUAGUGGAACCACCUCUCCUGGCAUAGAAAUAAUUUUGUUUUUUAAUUUUUUGUAGAAACAUUAAUCAAUUUGUAACACCAUU
Molecule: messenger RNA, 1556 nt
Organism: Rubroshorea leprosula
Lineage: Eukaryota; Viridiplantae; Streptophyta; Magnoliopsida; Malvales; Dipterocarpaceae
Source: the annotation of a GenBank genome assembly